AUGAAUUGGAAAACCCUCGCCCUAGUGAUGUCCGCGCAAGCGGUUGCCGCGCAGUCGCUAUCAAUGAUCCGAUUCGGAUGCUCGCAGCUCGUCGUGGAGAGGCUGGACCCGCUGGUCAACCCGGGCUCGCUGGUAUCGCCGCACGUGCACCAGAUCGUGGGGGGCAACUCCUUCAACGCGAGCAUGGACCCGGCGUCACACGACCUCGUGGCCGACUCGACGUGCACGAGCUGCUCGUUUUCCGAGGACUUCUCGAACUAUUGGACGGCGGUUCUGUACUUCCGGGCGCGCAACGGGACAUACAAGCGGGUGCCGCAGUUCCCGAACGUAGGGAUCCGUGCCGUUGGCGGCGUUACCGUGUAUUAUAUCCCGCCGUACGAUGGCGUGACGAACGUGACGGCAUUCGCACCGGGCUUCCGCAUGCUGGUGGGAGACGCGGCGCUGCGCCAAGCCGAGGGCGUGCAGCGCCAGCUGUGCCACCGCUGCUACGUCAAGGACGACUACACCGGCGGAGCGGGCAACAACGCGCCUUGCUCAGGAUCCGACACCACGUCCCUGCCGGCGCAGCCCUGCGUCGGUGGCAUCAGGACCACCAUCACUUUCCCCACUUGCUGGGACGGAAAGAACCUGGACAGUGCAGACCACAAGAGCCAUGUGGCCUAUCCCAAGUCGGGGACCUUCGAGUCUCUAGGGCCUUGCCCGGACUCUCACCCUGUUAAGUUGCCUCAGCUGAUGUACGAGGUCAUGUGGGAUACGCGCUCCUUUAACGACCCCGAAAUGUGGCCCGAGGACGGAUCGCAGCCAUUUGUAUGGAGUACAGACGACGGGACCGGGUACUCGCAGCAUGGUGACUAUGUCUUCGGCUGGAAGGGCGACAGCCUCCAGAGGGCGCUCAACGCCCGCUGCAACAACGCAGUGUGCAAUGAGCUCAAGACUCAGAGCUCGGAAGAGGCCAUGAGGUGCACCCUACCACAGACUGCGGUCGAGGAUGUUGAUGGAUGGCUGGCUUCAAUUCCGGUCCUCACAGAAGCCGAGGACCUGUGGCGGGAGCCCGAGGUCGGGGAGAAUGCCGAGCGGCAGCGGCUCAUCUCGGUCUCGACUUUGUGCGGCUGA
Diaporthe amygdali is the source of this 1113-nucleotide messenger RNA. RefSeq lists its product as uncharacterized. The coding region runs from base 1 to 1113 and encodes 370 amino acids. The transcript is spliced from 5 exons. The record is from RefSeq and is a predicted model, not a curated record. NCBI's taxonomy places the organism in Eukaryota, Fungi, Ascomycota, Sordariomycetes, Diaporthales, Diaporthaceae.